AUGCAAACCAAAUUUAGCACAGAGAGACUACUCUGGUUAUCUGUUCUGAUCAACGUUGUACUUGUAUGUGGUGCUUAUUUGCUAAGUGAGCAUGGAUUUUCAAGGAAUAAACUGGGCUCUUUAGCUCCACAUUGGAGAGAUAGUAAGAACGGUGAUAAGGGCGUGGUUAUCGAUAAACCAUGGGAGUUUGUAGUCAACUAUCCAGUUGAUUUUGAGAAUGCUACUGCCGUCUUCAACUCUGUUCAAGGUGCCUUGAAGCAAAAAUCUGACAACAUGCACCCAGUAGGUGUUUCGUUCAUCCCUGCUUACAUUCCACCAAACACCUUGAUGUAUCACGCCACCGGUGACAAAAAUAUCCCAGAACUGUUUGAGUGGAUUGCAAUGGAUAACGAGUUCAGCUAUGACUUUGCUCAUGUCUUUGGAAACCACAAGGGAGGACAUGGAGGUCCCGGUGGUCCAGGUGGUCCCGGUGGCCAUGGUCCUGGUGGUCCUGGAGAUCAUGGAGGUCCUCCAGCUAAGCGUGACGAUGAGGAUGCUAAGGACGAUGUCUCCGUAAAUGAACAAAACAGGCGUUCCUAUAUGUACGCUUUCAAGAAUACCAAGCCAUUUAACAAGGUUAUCCUCUUGGAUGGUGCAUCAGCAGCCAAGACCACUACCGGAGAAAUGGACCAACAAUUGAUCCUCAGUAGAAUGGACGAUCCCACGAAGAGAGUGGAUGAAAGAGAAGCCGCUAAGGUAAUUUGCAAAUGGGGUGAAUCAUUUGGCUUACAGGGAUUCAUAAGAUUAGAAAUUGGAUACGAGAUGGUCUUAUGUGAUUUUAUUAAAGAUGUUGACUUUGUUUCGAAUGUUACCCUAGGGGAUCAGUACGACUUCAUGGGAUUCCCUGCCCCUAAAGUAGAUGAAGACAGUGUAGAAAAGAGAGAUCAAACUGAAGUUGAAGGUACCGCAGCUGAAAAGGAAUUAGCAAAUGCCAGAACUAGCAUCUUGGAAGUUGCCAGUGCAAUGGCAGGGAUCGAACAUGUUCAAGCUGGGCACAGGGUCGACCAGGGAGAGUCUAGAAUUCAAUUAGAUUUCUCCAAAAUGGUCACUCCAUUGAACAAGACUUACAUAGAUCCCAAUCCGUACUACAGAAGAAUCAAUAACAUCUCCGACACAUUGAAGGAUGGUAUUAUUCUGGAAUUGGAGAAUCAUUUUAAGGGAGAAGAAGGUGCUGACCCAGUUGGUAAGACAAAUUGGCAAUUGAUAACAAACCAAGUAGUCGAAAAAUUCACUCCUAUCUUGUUGAGCAUCAAUAACACAUUGCUGGCAUAUGAAUAUCACAAAAAUAGUGAGGAAUUAGGUGACAAUUUGAAAGUGACCGCUGGAAAUCUUACCAAGAGCACUUAUAACUUUGUUAGAAGGUACACUCAAAGUAAGGAAGCCCGUGGCGAGAAGGCUAAUGUAAGAGAAUUGACCUUCCAAGCAAGUGCACUCGACUGGGUUUACCACACCUUCCCAUUGACCACCAGCAGCGAAGCUUUGAUCUACUCGUCCAUAUAUGAAGUUUAUUUGGGUGUGUUCAACAUCAUCUAUGACACCUUAGAAGUGAGUAAAGUCAUUUUGCAAGAUAUUGUGGUAGAUCCUUCGCCUGAAAAUUAUGCCAAGCAUCAGAAAGAAGUUGAAGAGUUGAAAUUGAAAGUAAAUGCUUUAGUUACGAAUCUUCGUUGGGAUGCGUUCUCGAGAUGCUCCAAGGUCUGUGGUUGGGAUGAAGCAUGUUACGUGCCAACCUGGGGACCAGGACCUGUUGGAUGGGGUUCUGGUGGUAGCAAUAGCAAGUGGUUUGAAUUUGAUGGAAGUAGGUAUGUGAUAGGGAACGAGUUGAAGUGUCUUAACUUCAGCGAAUUGAUUAGGCAUUAG
Molecule: messenger RNA, 1896 nt
Organism: Dujonia railenensis
Lineage: Eukaryota; Fungi; Ascomycota; Pichiomycetes; Serinales; Debaryomycetaceae
Source: the annotation of a GenBank genome assembly